ACCGCUGUCAAAUGUGUUUUCUUUUCUUUACGUAAACAAACGAACUACGCUUCCGCGGUGCCCGAAAAUACGAGCGAUUUACAUUUUAAUUAAACAUGCAACAGUCGUCGGCAGUGGAGCUAUCUAAAGCAACUUUACGUAUGUCGUUUAUGGAGUGAAAGUGUGUUAGCCGUUCUAUCGUAAACUGUACACAAUAAUGUUCCGGAAGGUUACCACAGCAUUCAACUCUCGCUGCGCACUUUCACGGUCGUUCAGUGUGUGCGAACUGUCCAAGGAACACCAACAAGUCCAGCAGCUAUGCCGUCAGUUCAGCGAGCGAGAAUUAAAACCCGCCGCAAGUGCCAUCGAUCGUAACGGAACGUUCCCGGAGCAGCACAUCGCCAAGCUGGCGGAGCUGGGGCUGAUGCGCGUUACCGUGGCGCCACUGUAUGGUGGAUCCGGUUUGGAUAUGCUUUCCCUUUCGCUGGUAGUCGAGGAACUUUCCCGGGGAUGCGGAAGCACCGGCUCGAUAGUGUCCAUCCACAACUGCCUUUAUGCCAACCUGUUGCAUCGCCUCGGUACGGACGAUCAGAGGGCACGAUUUUUCAACAAAUACGAAAGCAAAACCAUCGGAGCGUUCGCUCUUAGUGAGGCAGGGGCUGGCUCGGACGUGGCCGCUAUGACGACCAGAGCCACCAGGGAUGCCGAUGGAAGCUGGAUACUGAACGGCACAAAGGCCUGGGUAACAUCGGGCAUCGAAUCGGUGGCGGCGAUCGUAUUUGCCACCGUCGAUCCAGCGCUAAAGUAUAAGGGCAUAACGGCAUUUCUGGUCGAUUUUGACAGUGGCGCACUGGCCGGAGUACAUCGGGGCCGCCCGGAAGACAAGCUGGGAAUUCGUGGUACAUCCACGUGCGAUUUGAUGCUGGAAAACGUGCGUGUACCGGAAGCAAACGUUCUUGGUACCGUCGGUGGCGGUAUGCGCAUUGCGAUGGAACAGCUGGAUCGUGCACGAAUUGGCAUCGCCUCGCAAGCAAUCGGAAUAGGUCAAGCCGCUCUAGAAACGGCCGUAGAAUAUGCAAAGCAGCGUACCGCGUUCGGUGGUACACUGAUAGACCUUCCUGCCGUGCGUACCAGAAUAGCCGUAAUGGGCACACGGCUUGAAAUGGCCCGACUGCUAGUUCGUAAAGCGGCCGGUGAGAUUGACCGUGGACUGCGCGCGACAAAGGCUUGUUCGAUGGCCAAAUGGAUCGCCGGAGAAACGGCAACGUAUGCGGCCCAUGGUUGUCAGCAAAUUUUGGGUGGCAUGGGGUACGUGAAAAGCCUGCCGGCCGAGCGGUAUUAUCGCGAUGCACGCAUUACCGAGAUAUAUGGCGGUGUGACCGACGUGCAGAAAGCGAUCGUAGCGGACCAAAUCAUCAAGGAGCUGGAAUGAUAUUGUACUCUGCUGUAGAGGUGGUGGGUAAGUGUGAGAGAGAAACACAAUUUAAUUGUGUUUUUACAACAAAUUUUCCAUUUACGAUUAAUGGCGAGAGUCUGAAAGACUAGGAGGUGUAUUUUUGAAUUAUUUUUACUACUGUAACGUGCAAAUAUAAAAAAAAGUAUACAA
Molecule: messenger RNA, 1585 nt
Organism: Anopheles arabiensis
Lineage: Eukaryota; Metazoa; Arthropoda; Insecta; Diptera; Culicidae
Product: short-chain specific acyl-CoA dehydrogenase, mitochondrial-like
Exons: 2
Coding region: 197-1411 (404 amino acids)
Biological process (GO): butyrate catabolic process; fatty acid beta-oxidation using acyl-CoA dehydrogenase
Cellular component (GO): mitochondrion
Molecular function (GO): flavin adenine dinucleotide binding
Source: RefSeq, a predicted model, not a curated record